CAUAUGAUCGUCCCACUGUCGGUUGAACGGUCAGCACUGGUGUUCACUUGUACUUCGUAGGCGUUGACUUCUUCCAUACACUUUGUACUCGUGUUUUUAGUCUUUACAAAGCUGUUAGCUGGUCCUUCUCAUACCCUUUAGCGUCAAAUAAAUCAAGUCACCAUGGCUCUGAGCAAUGCGGACGUUCAGAAACAGAUCAAGCAUAUGAUGGCCUUCAUAGAGCAGGAGGCCAACGAAAAAGCUGAGGAAAUUGACGCUAAGGCGGAGGAAGAAUUCAAUAUCGAAAAGGGUCGUCUGGUCCAGCAACAACGACUUAAAAUUAUGGAAUUUUUUGAAAAGAAGGAGAAGCAGGUCGAGCUUCAGAAAAAAAUCCAAUCUUCUAAUAUGCUCAAUCAAGCUCGUCUGAAGGUCCUGAAGGUGCGUGAAGAUCAUGUUCGCAAUGUGCUUGAUGAAGCUAGGAAAAGAUUAGGUGAAGUGACUCGUGAUUCAUCUCGCUACGGACAAGUUCUCAAAUCGUUGGUCAUCCAGAGUCUGUAUCAGUUAAUGGAAGCAAACAUCUUGGUUCGAGUUCGCCAAGCUGAUGUUGGCCUCACAGAAUCGAUCAUUGAUUCCAUUCAAGAUACGUACAAAGAUGUAUCCGGCAAAGAUACUAUCAUUAAGGUAGACAAGGAUAACUUCUUACCUGCUGACAGCUGUGGAGGAGUUGAGUUGAUCGCUGGUAGAGGACGCAUAAAGAUCAGUAACACCUUGGAAUCGAGGCUAGAGCUUAUUGCUCAGCAAUUAGUGCCAGAGGUUCGUUCGGCUCUAUUCGGGCGCAAUCCCAAUCGCAAAUUUACCGACUAGGUGCCCAUCACUCAGCCCACAUCUGUGUCUCUACAAAACAUUCCCUUUUUCGCAACUAACAACUAUUAAAAUGUACAGUAUAAUAUGUGGAAUCCGUAUAUGACAAUACUUCCGCUUGAAUCAAGAAUGUAUCACGUUGAAAAAAAAUACAAGUUCAGUAGUUUAGUAAACAAACAA
Messenger RNA from Neodiprion fabricii, 1020 nucleotides. It is a transcript of the gene Vha26, whose product is annotated as V-type proton ATPase subunit E. Gene Ontology annotation, cellular component: proton-transporting two-sector ATPase complex, catalytic domain. Gene Ontology annotation, biological process: proton transmembrane transport. The transcript has 5 exons. Bases 163 to 843 code for a protein of 226 amino acids. The record is from RefSeq and is a predicted model, not a curated record. Gene Ontology annotation, molecular function: proton-transporting ATPase activity, rotational mechanism. Lineage: Eukaryota; Metazoa; Arthropoda; Insecta; Hymenoptera; Diprionidae.